Penicillium diatomitis is the source of this 1716-nucleotide messenger RNA. RefSeq lists its product as uncharacterized. Gene Ontology annotation, molecular function: medium-chain fatty acid-CoA ligase activity. Gene Ontology annotation, biological process: fatty acid metabolic process. The transcript is spliced from 3 exons. Bases 1 to 1716 code for a protein of 571 amino acids. The record is from RefSeq and is a predicted model, not a curated record. Lineage: Eukaryota; Fungi; Ascomycota; Eurotiomycetes; Eurotiales; Aspergillaceae.
AUGGACGAUCGAACUCGGUAUAUACCCUCCCAUACUGGGAGACAUGUGCUUCCCAAUUUGCCCUUUUUUCACAAAUUACUUCGCUUCGCCCAACGCAGACCUCCUCGUGUAGCUGUACGAGAUGUGAAUGCAGGCCUGGAAAAGACCUACCAGGAGGUGGUCUCGGAUGCCCUUGUUUUGCGAGAAGAGUUGGCCAAGACACUGUCAUUAGAGACUUUGAAUAGCCUGUUCCGGGACGAAGAAGUCUUCGUCGGGCUAUUAGCCCCGGGAGGAUAUGAGUAUACCGUGGGAUUCAUUGCGAUUUUGUCUUUAGGUGCUGCAGUCGUACCGCUUGCUUCUGGGCUUCCAGUGGUAGAAGCUUCUUAUUUCCUCCACAAGGCUCAAUGUGUGGCCUUGCUGGUUAGUGAGACGAACGUAUCCCUCGGUCAAUCUAUCAUACGUUCCCUAGAAGAAGAGAAGCAUUUUCAUCUCCCAUGUCUACCAUCAAUUGCAUCUUUCUUCUCGUCUCAACCUACUUCCGCCGACGAGAUAGUCGUUUCGUCCAACCGGAUGCUCGAUAUGAAUGGCGCAAGUGCGGUCAUCUUCACCUCGGGGACAACUGGUCCCCCCAAGGGCGCGGUCCAACGACGUACCUGGUUGACAGGCAACGCAGAGGCCGACGCAGACUUCUACCGCAUCACCGAGCAAGAUGUCGUGCUUCAUGUCUUGCCAGUUCAUCAUGCCUCCGGCGUAGGACUGACUUUUCUUCCCUUCAUCAUUGCUGGCGCUUGCAUUGAGUUUCGAAGCGGCAGCUUCGAUGCCGCAUGGACGUGGGAACGUUGGCGGCGUGGUGGGCUGUCCUUUUUCUCUGGCGUUCCUACAAUAUACAUGCGACUGAUGCGCUAUUUUGAAGAGGCAAUUGCCUCACGACCACCCGAGGAACGUGUUGAAUAUGCCGCUGGGGCGCGUAACAUCCGCACGAUGCUCUGCGGAUCAUCAGCGCUUCCUGGUCCAGUUCAAGACUUCUGGGAGAACCUGCGACAACUGCCCAUUCUCACACGCUAUGGAGCUACAGAAUUCGGGACAGUCAUUAAAACAGACUUGGAUCCCUCUGGAACUCCACGCAACAGUGUGGGUCGAGUGGUUGAGUCAGCUUCUCUUCGGCUCGAGGAUGAUGGCCAUCUCCUGGUGAAAUGUCCCUAUAUGUUUUCAAAAUAUCUUCACGAUGAAAAGGCCACGAUCGAGGCUCAUGACAAAGACGGCUAUUUCAAAUCCGGGGACAUUGCCCGUCGCGAUGGUACGUAUUACUUCAUCCUAGGGCGCGCUUCCAUCGACAUUAUCAAAUCGGGGGGCUACAAAAUCUCCGCAUUGGAUAUCGAGCGAGAAAUUCUCGGUCUUCCGUAUGUCGCCGAAGUGAUGGUGGUGGGAAUACCAGACGAAGAAUUCGGACAGAGAGUAGCGGCUACUGUCAGUCUGAAGAAGGAAUCUGGCGGCAGCAGCAGCAGCAGCAGUCGCACUCGAACGGAACUUACUCUUCAGGAGUUACGACAUGAUCUUCGCACGAAGUUGGCUGGCUACAAGAUGCCAACAAUCCUGCGGCUCGUUGAAGGUGAGUUGCCUAAAUCGGGCACUGCCAAGGUGCAGAAGAGAAUUUUGGGUCCCGCCUAUUUUCCACCCAAUUUCCGCGAUAUUCCGGAGGUCCAGGUGUGGCAGAGUGACAGCAAGUCGAAGCUGUAG